AUGGCAAAGGAAGCGCCAGCCCGUACCGGGCUCACCAUCGGUCUCAACCACGGCCAUAAAACCACUGCUCGCGUCGUCAAGCCUCGCGUUUCGCGAACCAAGGGCCACCUCAGCAAGCGCACUGCCUUCGUUCGUGACAUCGUCAAGGAGGUUGCUGGUCUUGCCCCCUAUGAGCGCCGAGUUAUCGAACUGCUGCGAAACAGCAAGGACAAGCGAGCCCGUAAGCUAGCCAAGAAGCGGCUCGGUACCUUCGGCCGUGCCAAGAAGAAGGUCGACGAGCUUCAACGCGUCAUCGCCGAGUCCCGGAGAGCCGGUCACUAA
Molecule: messenger RNA, 321 nt
Organism: Daldinia childiae
Lineage: Eukaryota; Fungi; Ascomycota; Sordariomycetes; Xylariales; Hypoxylaceae
Product: 60S ribosomal protein L36
Exons: 4
Coding region: 1-321 (106 amino acids)
Biological process (GO): cytoplasmic translation
Cellular component (GO): ribosome; cytosolic large ribosomal subunit
Molecular function (GO): structural constituent of ribosome
Source: RefSeq, a predicted model, not a curated record